UUCGUCCUCCCUAUCUGCAACGGGAAAAGGGCCUAUAAAACGUCGCCGUCGGGCAGGGCAGCAAGUCCCACUCCCGCACGACAGGACAACCGCAAAAGCAAGGAGCCACCAGGAGAGAAUCAUGCGUUCCCCUGCCUGCCUCGCCGCCGCCCUCCUCCUGCUCGCGCUCCGGCUGCCGGCCCCCGCCGUCGCCGGCCGCCCCCUCGUCGCCCGCGACCGCAAGCCCGCCCCGUCCGAGGCCGCGGCCACCGCCAGGUGGCUCGCCGCGCAGAACACCUGGGGCGUCCUCAGCACAAUAUCAAGUGAUCUAAGUGGCGCUCCAUUUGGCAAUGUAGUUUCAUAUAGUGAUGGGGUACCAGGUGAGAGCCAUGGAAUUCCCUACUUUUAUCUGACUACUCUGGAUCCCACUGCAAGAGAUGCAUUGGAGGAUGAAAGGACGUCCUUUACCCUUAGUGAGUUCCCUCUUGGCACUUGUGGGAAGGUUGAUCCUGAAAACCCAACAUGUGCAAAACUUACUCUUACUGGAAAGUUGAAGGUGGUUGACCAUAAGUCACCUGAAGCGGCUUUGGCCAAAGCUGCGCUUUUCAGCAAACACCCUGAAAUGGAGGGUUGGCCAAAGAACCACCACUUCGAGAUCUUUAAACUGGAAAUCGAAAACAUAUUCUUGAUCGACUGGUUUGGGGGUCCUAAACCUAUAUCUCCUUCACAGUAUCUUGAUUAUGGAAGGGACCAGGGCUCUGUGAUGUUCUUGUGAGUGCGGAAUGCUGCUGAAAUCCAUAUCCUUAGCAUGUUUGGGUAUGCUUUCUGAAAGACGUCAAAACUGUACAUACUGUAAUGACAUACGGGAUUAAAUAAACACAUAAUAUCGCCUUUGUUGGCAUUUAUGUCCUCACCGCGGAGCCCAAGAACCGCUGUUCUUGCCACAGCCGGCUUAUGGUUUGGGCAUAGUGGCACAGGAUGCCGUACCGUGACCGUUUGAAAGCGUCGUUGUAGUAGGUAUUCUCAAGGGUACCAAAUGGGGCAGGGUUACGGUGCACUGGUGGUAUUUUGUUGUGGCACUGUAAAGCAACAUUUAUUCCGCAAUAUAGUAAAUAGUAUUGUCA
Messenger RNA from Triticum aestivum (bread wheat), 1103 nucleotides. Its product is annotated as protein CREG1. Bases 122 to 754 code for a protein of 210 amino acids. The record is from RefSeq and is a predicted model, not a curated record. The transcript has 6 exons. Lineage: Eukaryota; Viridiplantae; Streptophyta; Magnoliopsida; Poales; Poaceae.